CCCGCUGCGAGGGCUCCGCAAGCCAAGGAGGGUAGCGCCAGCCCGUUGACCUUGCGGUUGCCCCACAGCUAGGGGGCAGCACCAGCAGGGGCCGGAGACUCCCUCAGCCAAGCCGCGGCUCUAGCUUGCAGGGCCCUAGAGCUGGGCCGCCCCUCGGACCUCGUUGCCACCCCUGGAUGCGUGUUAGGACGGGCACCGGUGGGCUCUCCCCCAUGGGCUGACAGCAUGCCUGUGCGGCGUGGGCACGUGGCCCCCCAGAACACGUUUCUGGACACCAUCAUCCGCAAGUUUGAGGGACAGAGCCGCAAGUUCAUCAUUGCCAACGCACGUGUCGAGAACUGCGCCAUCAUCUACUGCAACGAUGGCUUCUGUGACCUCUGUGGCUACACCCGUGCCGAGGUCAUGCAAAAGCCAUGCACCUGCGACUUCCUGUAUGGGCCGCGCACGCAGAAGACCUCCACAGCACAAAUUGCACAGGCUCUUCUCGGCUCGGAGGAACGCAAGGUGGAGAUCUGCUUCUACAGGAAAGAUGGCAGCUGCUUCCUGUGUCUGGUGGACGUUGUGCCCGUGAAGAACGAGGAUGGAGCCGUCAUCAUGUUCAUCCUCAACUUCGAGGUGGUGAUGGAACGUGACCUGCUGACCAGCCCUGUCAAGAACACCAACCACUGGGUCCCACCUGCCACCUGGCUGCCCACAGGUCGCGGCAAGUCCUUCCGGCUGAAGCUGCCGGCGCUGCUGGCACUGGCCGGGAGCAAGCAGUCCCUCCCCCAGGAUGACCCAGACGAAGCCAUGGUGGUGGUGGACUUCUCCAAGCACAGCAGCGAGUCGGUGGCCCUGGAUGAGGUCACGUCCUCCCUGGACAACAACUGUCUGGGGUGUGGCGAGCCCGAAGACCAGCAGGCCUUGAUGGAGCGCGAGGGGGGUGGCGGCUUGGAGCCCCCCAUCACCCACUCCUCACCACGGACUGAGAAAGCCCGCCUGAACCUGGAUGCCUCUUUCUCCAACUGCAGCCUGAGCCGCAGCCGCUCACGUGAGAGCUUCUACAGUGUGCGACGGGCCUCUUCCGUGGACGACAUCGAGGCCAUGAAGGGCGAGGGCGAGAAGGGGCGGGGCCACAGCCGCCACGCCAGCACAGGCGCCAUGAACAACAACAUCCGCAGCCACCUGCUGAACUCCACGUCAGACUCGGACCUCAUGCGCUAUCGGGCCAUCAGCAAGAUCCCCCAGAUCACCCUCAACUUCGUGGACUUCAAGGCCGAGGCCUUCCUCACAUCACCGUCCAAUGAGAAGGAGAUCAUCGCAUCCAGCAAGCUCAAGGACCGCACGCACAACGUCACCGAGAAGGUCACCCAGGUCCUGUCGCUGGGUGCCGACGUCCUCCCGGAAUACAAACUCCAGGCGCCACGCAUCCACAAGUGGACAAUCCUCCAUUACAGCCCCUUCAAGGCGGUCUGGGAUUGGCUGAUCCUCCUGCUGGUCAUCUACACAGCUAUCUUCACGCCCUACUCAGCAGCCUUCUUGCUGCACGACCGUGAUGAGCAAGAGCGCUGGUUCUGUGGCUACUCCUGCAGCCCCCUCAACGUGGUGGACCUAAUUGUGGAUAUCAUGUUCAUCAUCGACAUCCUGAUCAACUUCCGCACCACUUACGUCAACUCCAACGAGGAAGUGGUCAGCCACCCGGCCAAGAUCGCCAUCCACUACUUCAAGGGCUGGUUCCUAAUCGAUAUGGUGGCUGCCAUCCCUUUUGAUCUGCUCAUUUUUGGUUCUGGAUCUGAGGAGACCACCACUCUGAUUGGGCUUCUGAAGACGGCCCGGUUGCUGCGGCUGGUGCGCGUGGCCCGCAAGCUGGACCGCUACUCAGAGUACGGGGCGGCCGUCCUGUUCCUGCUGAUGUGCACCUUUGCCUUGAUCGCCCACUGGCUGGCCUGCAUCUGGUACGCCAUUGGGAACAUGGAGGACAAGACCAUUGGCUGGCUGCACUCCCUCGGCAGCCAGAUCGGCAAGCCCUACAACGAGACCAACCCCCGCAUGGGCCCCACCAUCAAGGACAAGUACAUCACGGCCCUCUACUUCACCUUCAGCAGCCUCACCAGCGUCGGCUUUGGCAACGUCUCUCCCAACACCAACCCAGAGAAGAUCUUUUCCAUCUGCGUCAUGCUGAUCGGCUCACUGAUGUAUGCCAGCAUCUUUGGGAAUGUGUCAGCCAUCAUCCAGCGGCUCUACUCGGGGACGGCACGCUACCACACCCAGAUGCUGCGGGUGCGGGAGUUCAUCCGCUUCCACCAGAUCCCAAACCCCCUGCGGCAGCGCCUGGAGGAGUACUUCCAGCACGCCUGGUCCUACACCAACGGCAUCGACAUGAACGCAGUGCUGAAGGGCUUCCCCGAGUGCCUGCAGGCUGACAUCUGUCUGCACCUGAACCGCAGCCUGCUGCAGAACUGCCGGCCCUUCAAGGGCGCCACCAAGGGGUGCCUGCGGGCCCUGGCCAUGAAGUUCAAGACCACCCACGCUCCCCCGGGGGACACGCUGGUGCACGCAGGCGACGUCCUCACUGCCCUCUACUUCAUCUCCCGCGGCUCCAUCGAGAUCCUGCGUGGCGACGUGGUGGUGGCCAUCCUAGGGAAGAAUGAUAUCUUUGGGGAGCCGCUCAAUCUGUAUGCGCGUCCAGGGAAGUCCAACGCAGACGUGCGCGCACUGACUUACUGCGACCUGCACAAGAUCCACCGUGAAGACCUGCUGGAGGUGCUGGACAUGUACCCAGAAUUCUCUGACCACUUCUGGUCCAACCUGGAGAUCACCUUCAACCUGCGUGAUACAAACAUGAUCCCAGGGUCACCUAGCAGCGAUGAGAUGAACAGUGGCUUCAACCGGCUGCGCCGCCGCAAACUCUCCUUCCGCCGGCGCACUGAGAAAGAUGAGGAGAAUGCGAGGGAAGCAAAAGCCCAGCAGAAGGCGCUGCAUGUGGGACAGAACUGCCAGGUUCCAGGGGCCCCCCGUGGGCCCCCCAAGUGGAAUCCAUGUCUCAGCAGCUCGGUGGCUUCCAGCCCACCCUCCAGCGACGAGGAGGAGACCCCCGUCCUUGUCUCCAAUGCCACAGAACUGUCCCCUUUCCACUCCACUGAGCCCCCUGGCGACCCCUCCUCCCUCGCAGCUGCAGAACACAAAGGUGGCGAUGCAUGCAACCCACUCUCAGGGGCCUUUUCUGGCAUGUCCAACAUCUUCAGCUUCUGGGGCGAGAGCAGAGAGCGGCAGUACCAGGAGCUUCCCCGCUGCGCCAUCCCUCCGCACCCCACUCUCAACAUCCCCCUGGCCAGCGCCACCCCCAUCAGCCGACGGCAGCACUCUGAGCUGGAGAGCCGGCUGGACCUGCUCCAGAAGCAGCUGAACAGGCUCGAGAGCCGCCUGACCGCAGAUGUGGCAGCCAUCCUGCAGCUCCUCCAGCGCCAGGCAGUGCUGGUGCCACCUGCCUACAGCACCGUGUCCUCUCCGCUGCCUCCCCAGCCGCCGCCACUGGGCCCUCCUGAGGGAGGCCAAGGGGAGCACCCCCAGCCGGGCACUGCCAGCCAGCCCCAGGCACUCCACACCCCAGCUCAGGUUCCCCAUCUCCCGGCGCCCUACCUGGACUCUGCGCACCAUCCCAGGGAUGUGGUCCUGCUGGUGGAGCCGCCUCUCCCCCCCCCUCGGCGCCUUUCCCUCCCGGGACAGCUGCUCACAGCAUCACUGGACGUGUCCACAGACUUGCACAGACCCUGCUCAGACCCAGGCAGUUAGUCGGCUUAGGAGGAGGCCUGAGCGGAGGGCCUGUCUGGGAGUUGGAACUGCCCCCCCCCAUAGUGGGCAGGGGGCACCGUGAGCCCCGGGAUCUUCCGAGGGCAGUGAUGGCUGCACUGGGGCGUGGGCAGGGCAGGGACAGGCCCGUGCCCCCACCACAAUGUUAGCUGGCCUAAUGGGUGGGCCAGUCACUGUGGAGACUACCAGCUUAUCGGCUGGCGGGGACUGUUACAGACAGACUGGUUGCUUGCAGGAAUAGUGAUUAUAAUGAAUAGUAAUGAAUAAUAUUAAUACUGAUAAGGGUUAGAAUCCCCCUUGUGACCCCAAACAUCUCCCCCAAGACCAGCAGGGCAUGCAGAGUCACCCAUGGGUCCAAGAGGGGUGGGGUGGGGGGUGGAGAGAAGCCAAGGGCCACCCAACCCCAAGUAUGUUCAAGUUGCAAGGAGAGGGUUGUAUGUUUCGGCCCAACGUGUGGCAUUCAGCCUGGGGCCCUGAGGGAGUGUGGGUCUCCCUCUCCUGCUGCCCCUAGGGGCCCUUCCGGGCUUUUGUGUCUCCCAGCCCACCCUCGCUAUGUGUGCCUGCCUGCCUGCCUCUCUGUGGCCAAGAGGUCUGUGCCUGGUAUCUCUGUGACUCACUUGCAGCCAUUGCCCCUUUGGGUGUGGGCACCUAGAGCCAGCCAGCCAUCGGGGGUGGGGGACCAUGCACAUGCCUCCCUCCGUGCCCCCCUCCGGACCUAGUCCUUUCCCAUUGCCCCAGUCCCUCUGGGUUUCUCACCAGCCAUCCCUGGGGGAUAGUUCUUUUUGUGGGGGGUGGAGUUGGGGGGACAGCUCUAUCUCCACUAGCUGCGGGCUCACCUUAUCCCGCACCCCCCGGAGACAGGCCGUGGGGCUGCGGGAAGGCAAACCAAGCCCUGACACCCGUGCAAUGCCUUUGAGGGGGUGGCAGCCGAGCACAGAGGCCGGGGGGGGGGCGAUGGCGGGGAGACCCCACCCCCAGAGAGAGCAGGAAUCAAGGGAGGGCCUGAACUGGGACAGCAGGUGGCGCUCCUGAGCCAAGGAGGUGGCCAGCCAGUGCACAGCAGGCACGGCCAGAGGGGAGGCCCCAAUGGGAGAAAGGCAACCCGCUGUGGGGCGGCCCCAUUCCAUGGCUUGUGUUCUUGUAGGUGGACAUUCAUUCUCUGGGUCCUCUCCAGGUCUUGCAGCUGUUGUCUUCAUUCUUGGCACCCCACCUGCAAGUUUCACCCUCGGUGGCUGACUUUGCUCCCAUUCCUCUGCAUUAAUAGUUUCUGACUGUCAUACCCUUUAUCCUCACUGUCAGUGGGGGUGGGGUGCCACUUAGGCAGCCUGAGGUGAUCCUGGCCUCUCCCCCACCCCUUUAUGGCAAAACAUCUGCAGCACCUUGGAAGCAAGAGCUGAGGGGUGGGGUAAGGAAGCCACGCUGGAUGCAACAUCUCUUGCCCUGCCCCAAAUGGCUACGCCCCUGCCCCCUUCCUUGGUUCUAAACUGUGGAAGUGGGGGGGAGGCAGGUCUUGUUCCAUCAACGGGGGCUCUUGACGCCCCCUUUCCUUGCACACCAUGGGUGAUCCAACGGGCCUCGUGGCCUCACGCCCUCCUGGUUCUGAAUGCAUGUGACAACCCCCCCAAUCUCCCCCUCCCCGCAUGCUGUAUUCAGCAUUAGCAACUGACGCCCAAUAAACCAGGUUGGAUGCCUGCCUCCCGCUGUGUGUGUGUUUGAUCCACCUGCGUAUGGCAGGAGGGGGGGGAGGGUGCCUUGCCCAUGUAGUUGGUGAAAACGACGAUUGGGGUUUGGGAGCCCCAAAGCAGAGGCAGCACCCCUCAGGUUGUGCACAGCUGUGCUUUCUGCAAAAAAUGGGACUGGAAACAGAUGCAGGCAGGGAGGGCCUUGCUAUGCAUGGAAAUUCCUUGGGGCUAAUCUGAAGGCGUGUUGGUUUCAUGCUAUGGAGCACAGUGGGGAGGAGAGCCUGGCUGGGAGUCCAGAGACUGAAUUCAAAUCCCCGCUCGUGUCUCCUGGGUGUCAAGGGCCAGCUAAAGAUCACCCCCACAGGGAGUGGCUCAGGGGUCACGUGCCCUGCCACCUGUGCAGCCGUGGGCAAGCGGCAUAGUCCCAAGGAGUCCAGUUGCCCCCC
Rhineura floridana is the source of this 5917-nucleotide messenger RNA. RefSeq names its product potassium voltage-gated channel subfamily H member 2 (gene KCNH2). The transcript is spliced from 15 exons. Gene Ontology annotation, biological process: membrane repolarization during action potential; regulation of ventricular cardiac muscle cell membrane repolarization; potassium ion transmembrane transport. NCBI's taxonomy places the organism in Eukaryota, Metazoa, Chordata, Lepidosauria, Squamata, Rhineuridae. Gene Ontology annotation, molecular function: inward rectifier potassium channel activity. Gene Ontology annotation, cellular component: membrane. The record is from RefSeq and is a predicted model, not a curated record. The coding region runs from base 226 to 3771 and encodes 1181 amino acids.